Tetrahymena thermophila SB210 is the source of this 288-nucleotide messenger RNA. RefSeq lists its product as hypothetical. The record is from RefSeq and is a predicted model, not a curated record. NCBI's taxonomy places the organism in Eukaryota, Ciliophora, Oligohymenophorea, Hymenostomatida, Tetrahymenidae. The transcript has a single exon.
AUGGAAUAAGCGCUACAGAGUGUGAUGGAUUUGUAUAUAAAAACUAGUCUUGUGAAAAAAUGUGUCCAAAAGGAACAUUCUAUAAUGCAGAUUAAAAAAGAUGUUAAGAAUACAACUCUCUUUGUAUAGAAUGCUCUGCUUUAGAUACUUGAAAAGUUUAUAGAUAGUGAUAAUACUAAGCUUGAAGAAAUUUAAUGUGUAACUAAGUGCUCUUCAGGAUCUUAUCCAAACCCUUAAGAAACGAUGAGUUGCCUAUCUUGCCAUUAAAAUAGUAAAACUUGCAUAUGA